AUGGCAACAUAUGCAAAACGACGCAAUGGAGGUGGUGGUGGUACAUUCAAACGAGCUCGAUUAUCAUCAUCAUCAAAUACCACCAACAAUAACAAUAACAAUAACAAUAACAACAAAUUUUCAACAUCAAUUACUACUCGGUCAAUUCAACAGAAUAAUAAUAAUAAUAAUAAUAAUAAUAAUAAUAAUAAAAAUGGUCGAAAUCAAAUAAUAAAUGAUUUUUUGGAUAUUUAUAAUUUUCAACAAUCAGAUUCAAAAUCAAUUGAAAAUAUAAAUAUUAAUGAUCAAUUAAAUUUAUUUGAAUUAUUUGAUAAUAAUGAUAAAUCAACAUCAACAUCAACAUCAAAGAAUGUGAAUGUGAAUGGUAAUGAUAUUAUUAAUGUUAAUAAAAAGAAAAUGAUUCCAAAAUCAAAAUCAAAAUCAUCAUCUAAACCUAAAUCAAGGUCAAAAUCAAGGUCAAACAAUACAUUGAAACUGAAAAUUAAACAAACUUCUAAUAUUAACCAAACUUCUAAUAAUAAUCCUUGUGUUUGUCUUUGUCCUUGUCCUUGGGAUGAAUUAUUAAAUAAUUUAGAAGAAUCAUCGAUUUAUUUACCCAAAAUUUCUUUAAUUGAUGAAAAUGAAAAUGAAAAUGAAAUUGAAAAUAAAUCAGAUAAUGAUAAUGAUUUACAAGGAGAACAUAUAAUUUCUACUAAUAUUAUAAAUUUACCUAAUUUAAAUUUUGAUAAUGAACCAAUUGAACAAGAUAUAGGAAAGAAGUAUCAUCAUCAACAUCAACAACAACAUCAACAACAACAACAACAAUUAAUUCAACCCAGUUCCUCAUUAUCAUCAUCAUCAUCAACAACAAAUACAGCAACAACAAAUACAACAACAAAUACAAUAUCAUUGAAACCUAAUAAAACAUAUGCACAAGAUAGAAGUUAUUUAAUUCUUGAUCAAUCAUAUAUUGAUAUAAAACAAGAAUUAGGUGAAUCUAUAAGUAGACAAUAUGAUUUUGAUAAAGACAUCAUACAAGAAGAAGAUGACAAUAAUAAUAAUAAUAAUAAUAAUAACAAUGAUAACAAUAUUGUUUCUAAUAGAGUGAUAAAUGUUCAUGAUUUUAGAAUAAAAUCAGGAUUUACCACUACUACUAGUAAUACUACUACUACCACUACUAGUAAUACUACUAGUAAUUAUAAUAAUAAUAAUAAUAAUCCAAUUUUACAAGAUAUAAUUGAUGGAUUAUUAUCAAAUUCAUUUAAUUUACAAUUAUCUUCAUUAUUAGAAAUACUAUCAAAACCAAUUUUGAAUUUAACUUUAUCCUUAACUUUAACUUUAAUUGAUAUAAUUAUUGAAUAUGUAUUACCAUUGAUUGAUUCAAAUAAUAAAUUGAUUAAAUGGUUAUCAUCGAAAAUAAUAUUUGAUAUAAUACAAAUGAGAAACUUAUCAAAAGAAGAACAAGAACAAGAACAAGAACAAGAACAAGAAGAACAAGAGGAAGAGGAAAGAUUGGGAUAUAAUUUUGAUGGUAUUGAUCAAAAUAAAUUAAAUGAUAUUGAAAAAAAUUUAAAUUUAGAUUUAAAAAAUAUUGAAGAAUUGAAAAUUAUGAUUAAUCAAAUACCAAAAAUUUAUCGAUCAAAGGUCAAUGAAUUAUUAAACAAACAACAACAACAACAACAAGAAAAAGAAGAAAAAGAAGAAGAUCUAGAAUUUAAAUAA
Messenger RNA from Candida dubliniensis CD36, 1701 nucleotides. RefSeq lists its product as uncharacterized. The record is from RefSeq and is a predicted model, not a curated record. The coding region runs from base 1 to 1701 and encodes 566 amino acids. The transcript has a single exon. NCBI's taxonomy places the organism in Eukaryota, Fungi, Ascomycota, Pichiomycetes, Serinales, Debaryomycetaceae.